AUGCAUCAACUCUCCAUAUUUAGUUCGUUGAUCAUAGGAGUAAGAAUGUCUCGAGCUGACUACCUCUCAAAAUAUCUAAGCAAGGAUGACAAAAAGAAGAAGAAGAAGCUGAAAGAUAAAAAACCAACAAAUGUUGUUGUAGAAAAAAAUUUGCUAGAUAUGGGCGAUUUCAAUGAUGAAGCUGAAGAGACCCCAGUACCGGUGAUACUAGGAGCAGGACCUAAAGAAUACAAAGGUUUCAAAAGAAUAGAUAAUGGCGAUCAGGUAUCACCAGAAACACAACUAGUUACAGCACAAGACUCGAUUCCUCAACAGGAAACAGUUUAUAGAGACAAAUCGGGGAAUAUCGUAGACAUCGAAACGAAAAGAAAGCAAAUGCAGCAUGAAAAAGAACAGGAGCAGAUACGAAAACGCCAAUUAGAACAGAGUAUAAACCAAGGUGACUUACAGAAAAUUGAGGAUGCUGAGGUUGCGGCUAAGUUAGAUCAAAAUAAAUCAUUCCUGGUAUCGACGAGGGACUCGGAGUAUAAUGAACUCAUGAAGUCGAAACAACGAUUCGACGACCCCUUGCAGUCAUUUUCGAGUCAGAAACAAACGGUUGCCACUUCGAAAACUGGCAAAAUGUACUACAAUAAAGGUGUGUCUCCUCAAAAUCGAUUCAACAUAAGAGCAGGCUUUUUCUGGGACGGAAUCGACAGAUCCAACGGGUUCGAAGACCUAAUCGUCCGCAAGCGAAACGAAGUGUCGUACACCAAACGCGAGGCAUCAGAAACAUAUGAUUUGGACAUGGACGAUGAUCUCGAUUAG
Molecule: messenger RNA, 807 nt
Organism: Debaryomyces hansenii CBS767
Lineage: Eukaryota; Fungi; Ascomycota; Pichiomycetes; Serinales; Debaryomycetaceae
Exons: 1
Coding region: 1-807 (268 amino acids)
Biological process (GO): mRNA splicing, via spliceosome
Cellular component (GO): RES complex; U2-type spliceosomal complex
Molecular function (GO): RNA binding
Source: RefSeq, a predicted model, not a curated record